Messenger RNA from Sceloporus undulatus (fence lizard), 2598 nucleotides. It is a transcript of the gene PBK, whose product is annotated as PDZ binding kinase. The coding region runs from base 799 to 1785 and encodes 328 amino acids. Gene Ontology annotation, biological process: protein phosphorylation. The transcript is spliced from 8 exons. Gene Ontology annotation, molecular function: protein serine/threonine kinase activity; ATP binding. The record is from RefSeq and is a predicted model, not a curated record. NCBI's taxonomy places the organism in Eukaryota, Metazoa, Chordata, Lepidosauria, Squamata, Phrynosomatidae.
CCCACAUUCAAAACUCCGAGGCAAAGAAGACCAAGGUCUGAGGGGCGCGACUAGAGGCCCUCUCUCCCUCCUCCCUUCUUCCCCGCCGCGAGGCCUCAGUCUGGAGGGCAGGCGCUUCCCUGCGGUGGGUCCGGAGGGCGGGCAGCCGGAGCCGAGUGGCUGCGCGGGAUUCCCCUGCUCCUGGUCCACCGUAACUCCCUCCGAGCCAGGCAGCGUCGGAGCAGCUGCCUCCGUUCCUCCUCCUUACGCUUUGCCUCUGGAGCUGCACAUCCGAAGGGGAAGAGGAGGGCCAGCAGCAGCAGCAGCCCCGCUCGGCCCCUCGCUGCCCCUGGGCUCUGCUGCUGCUGCUUCCAGGCGAGGCCUCCCGGGAGCCCUGCCUUGAGCCAGGAAGCCUGGCCCCCAGGCUUUGGCCUUUGGCCUCCAGACCGCCAGGCCAGGCUGGCCUCUGAAGGCACUGGCGCACAGAGAUAUAUAUAGACACCGGAAGCCUGGAGGGGAAGAGAGGCCAUGCAGGAGCCUCCCUGGAGGAGGAAGGAGCGGUGCCUGGGUCCAACGGUUCUGAGCCUCAGGAGGGUCCUCCUCAUCCUGUCUCAGUGGGAGCUCUUUGCCUGGAUCCUUGCCUCCAGGGCUCCCUUCUCUCCUGAAGACAAGGCUGCUCCCUCCUCCUGGGCUGGGCCUCCCUUCAGGCAUUAAAGCAGGGCUCUCUCUCCUCUCCAGGCUAAACAUGCCCAGCAGCAUCGCCUCAGAGGCCCUCCUUUGGACCUCAAAGACACUCGUUGUGGGAGAUCUUUCUCAGCCAUGGCUUCAGGACCUGCCUUCAAGACCCCCAGCAAGCCCUCGGAGAGAAGGAGGUCAGGACAGGGCAGCCCUUCACCCUCAGUAACCAUUCCAGCCUCUCCCUUCAUGCAGAAGCUUGGCUAUGGAACCGGAGUCAGCGUUUACCUGAUGAAAAGGUCUCCCAAAGGCGCCUCUCGCUCUCCUUGGGCAGUGAAGAAAAUCAAUCCCCAAUGUGACUCCAGCCAGCGAAGUACCUAUCAGAAGAGGCUGAAUGACGAAGCCACUAUUCUGAGACACCUCAAGCACCCCAACAUCGUGGGGUAUCGUGCCUUCACCGAAGCCAAAGAUGGAAGCAUGUGCCUUGCCAUGGAAUAUGGGGGAGAAAAGUCUCUCAACGACCUCAUUGAAGAAAGGCAGGCCAACCACCAGGGCCCCUUCCCAGCUUCGACCAUCCUCCGAGUUGCCUUGCACAUGGCAAGGGGGCUGAAGUAUCUUCACAAUGAAAAGAAAUUGCUUCACGGUGACAUCAAAUCUUGCAAUGUUGUCAUUAAGGGUGACUUUGAGUCAAUAAAGAUCUGUGAUGUGGGUGUUUCACUGCCUCUGGAUGAAAAUAUGAUGGUGAGUGACCCAGAGGCAGUUUACAUUGGCACCGAGCCCUGGAAGCCCAAGGAAGCUCUGGAGGAAGGCGGGGUCAUCACCGACAAGGCAGACAUCUUUGCCUUGGGGCUGACUUUGUGGGAGAUGAUGACCCUCUCCGUGCCCCAUGUUAACCUGCUGGGAGAUGCUGACGACUUGGACGAAGAUGCGUCUUUUGACGAAGAUGACUUUGACGAGGAUGCCUAUUACGCGGCGCUUGGAUCCCGGCCCCCCCUCAACAUGGAGGCACUGGGCCCCUCCUACCAGAAGGCCAUUGAGCUCUUUGUGCUCUGUACCAUGGAAGACGCCAGGAAGCGCCCGCCGGCCGCCCACAUUGUGGCCGUCUUGGAGUCAGACGGAGCCGUGCAAUAGCACCCCCGCCACGCUUGCCUUGCGCCACAAGGACAGCAGCCCUCUUUUCUCCCAGAGGAAUUGCUGUGUGGGAAGCCAGAGCUUCAGGUGUCCAUAGUUUUUAUAAUGAGGGCUUGUUGCCCUGUGUGCCUUUCUGUUUUAAGCUGUUGGGAGCACCCAGACUCAAUGUUUCAGAGUCACGAGUGAGGGAUCCAGGUAGGGGCUUUUCCAUACUGAGUUGUUGUGGACUGAUUUUCAGGGGCCUUUUGAGACUAGUGUUGUAAAUGUGUGUCUCUUUUCUCCCCCUCUAAACCCAAAUAUAGUGUGUGUGUGUUUCUCCCUCAUUUUUGAAUCGCAGACUUUUAUGGUAAAAAUAGAAUUAUACUGCUGUUCAUUUGGAGACAGAAACAAACAUCCAUCUGUUCUUGGCCAGUUCAGAAGAAGGUGGCUGCCCUUGUUCCCACGAUGGCCAGAGCAGUCUUUCUGUAUUUGCCGGGUGGCCGAGGCCUCUCUGUCCACCAGAGUGACCAUGUGGGCAGCCAGGGGAGGCCACUGGACUGUCCUGCUGCAAUGGACCUCUUUGUCAACCGCCAGCCUUGGACUUGCUCUCGCUGCUUCUUCUGCUCUCAAAGGAGAAAACGUUUGGCUCAUGUGCAAUUGUUUCUCUUUGUUUGUCUCAGAAGCAAUCUGGCUGGUCAACCAUCCCUUCCCCCAAAGAGGUUUGAGACAUCAGCUAUAACAAAAAUGAAAUCAAUUUAAAUAAAAUAGUAGCGUUAUACCAUGUGUAUGUAGAUAUGUACAAUGGUUUUAACAAAUAAACAACUGACAACAGUA